This is a messenger RNA of Cucurbita moschata (crookneck pumpkin), 1622 nucleotides long. RefSeq lists its product as uncharacterized. The transcript has 4 exons. Lineage: Eukaryota; Viridiplantae; Streptophyta; Magnoliopsida; Cucurbitales; Cucurbitaceae. Bases 149 to 1411 code for a protein of 420 amino acids. The record is from RefSeq and is a predicted model, not a curated record.
UGUUCGUGUGUUCUUCAAAUCGGAAUCCCCAACAAAACUUCCGGUAGGGCUACGAAUCCCGGCUCCGUCUUCUUUCUUCAACAGAUUUCUUUAAGGUUUCAUCUGAAUUGCGAAAGCUUUGAAUUGAAGGAAGCACAUCAAUUUGUGGAUGGAUGCAAAAGCUUUAGCAAAAUCAAAGAGAGCUCACUCUCAACACCACAGCAAGAAGUCUCAUUCAAAUCAGAAACAUAAACCUCCGUCCAUUGGGACAAAUGCACCUGGAAGUGCCAAUAAGCCGCUAGGAAAGCACGCCAAUGAUGGAAAUCUCCUCUCCCAGGCUGUGCCUAAACUUCCCUCAAAUUGGGAUCGUUAUGGCGAGGAAAUUUCCGUCGAAGAGACGUCCGGUGAGGCUUCCGCGCCAGUUUCCGAUGUGAUUUUUCCGAAGAGCAAAGGUGCCGACUACCGCCACCUGAUUGCCGAGGCUCGAUCGCAGAUGCAGUCGAGUACUUGUAUGGAUGUUUUUCCGUCUUUGGAUGAUGUUCUUCCGAGAGAGUUAAGUAGUGGAGGAUCUGCUAUGCUUGCAGCGAGGGGGGAAGGCAUAUUGUCCUGGAUUGAAGAUAAUAGUUUCGUUGUAGAUGAAAAAACCACUGCAAAUCCUGAGGCGUCAUUUCUUUCAUUGAAUUUGGUCACAUUAGCAGAACAACUUACAAAACUAAAUGUAGCAGAGAGGCUCUUUAUCGAGGAAGAUAUAUUACCUUCAGAACUGCGUUCAGAGAGAAAGGCGGUCUGUGAUCAACGGUCAUCCGCGGUGCCAACAUAUGAUUGUCAAGAGGGAAUGAGAAAUAUUGAAAUAUCAUCUGACACAGAAUCCUACGAGAAGGGAAACGUCGAAGAUGGAGUUCGAGAUGUGACCAAAGCUUCUUCGUCGAGCUAUUUCGGAAGUAUCCAUCAAGAUCCAACCUUCAAUCCAUCACCAAUUUCAUCAAAUCAGGUCCAUUAUAAUGCUCAUCCAAUUGAGUUGCCAAUAUCCAGCCAAACUAACACACGAAAGUACACUGAACAACCCAACACGAAGUUCAUAAUUGAAAACCCCAACCAAAAGACCCCUAUGUUUGAAGCAACAACUGCAGAAGCAGAAUUGGAUAUGCUUCUGAACUCAUUUAGUGAGACAAUGGACCUCGAUACCCCAGCUGCUGGGAGUAGCUCGUUCGACAUAGAUGAAGUCUUUAAGGCCACACCUCACAUCCCAAUUAAAGGUUCAAAUUCAGGCAAGAAGGCACCCAUUACUGCAGAACUUGAUGAUGCCUUGGAUGACUUGCUCCAAGAUACAUCCCAUCUAGUACCUCAUAAAGAAAAGCCUGUCAACAACAGUCAUUCUGGAGCCAACUCCAUUGCAAAGGACGACUUCGAUUCUUGGCUUGACUCAAUCUGAGCUCUGUAAGUAAACAAAUUCCUCACCCAUGUAACCUACUUUGCUGUGUGAAAAUUUAGUCUGCGUAGAGUUACUCGUUUCAUUUUUCGACAAUAUUACACCUUUAGUCAUUAAGCGAAGUUACUAAUACUUUAACCUUAAACUCUACCGAGGUCGGCAUUGUUACUCGUUCGAUUUGAAUCUUUGAUCUCUUUAAACCGUCUUAUCGUGC